AUGAGCACCGCCUUACUUGAGACAAUCCCAUCAACUGUCGCUGCAGCCCUGAACAUCAUUGAUAAGGGAUCCAAAAGCGUUGAGGUCCAAAAGUUGACCGGGCUUAUGGUGGGGCCAUUUGGAGUCUUCAAAGCAGAAAAGCCUCAGGAGCCAGGCCUCGAAGCAUCAUUUACCAGCGAGGGUGCAUUGUCUCCCGAGGGCCCAAGCCAUGAUAGUGAUUUGGGGAACAUGCCACCCGAUUCAACUUUAUCAAACGAAAAUAUGUAUAAUAUCAAGUUUCUAUCGGGGAAUGAAGCGGAUACACGGAUUUAUUUGACGGAAAUGGAACGUCUCGCUCGCCUUCGCGGUCUCACAAAACUUGCUGUAUCUCGCCGAGCGCAUCUGCUGCAUAGCAUCUACGCCUGGAUGCGUAUUGUUUCGGAAAGUACCAACAUGAGCGUGGGUAUGGGUACUUCAUCGGCUGGGCCUGUUAUUCAACCGCGAGCAAACACCGCUCUCCUCCGAGCUGUCAAUCUGGAGUUGACGCUUGACAGCUUUCUUCAUCACGAGGCGAGCAGUGCUGCUCGCGAGGAUCCCCAGUCGAGUAUUGGCGAUAUCGAUCUGACUCGUUCACCCCGUGACCAAGGCAACAUGUAUAUGCAGAUAUAUGGGGUUUCUGAGGCAUGGCUAACGUUAGUAUCGCAAAUCACACGCCUGGCCAAUUUUAUGGACCGCCUUUCUCCAAACCAGAAGGAGGACGAUGCCGUGACCUUGGCGUCGCUCCUUCUCAAGGCCUCUUCUCUGGAAGAAGCGGUCUGUUCAUUCAAUGUCCACCACAAUAUGAGCAUGCCAAAGACAACUAAGAGCUACCUUUGCGAAUCACUAGAGAACACACCACAUGUGCACAUGGUACGCGCCCUGAGCGCGGCGCUGGCUAUUUUCUUUUAUCAGCGUAUCCGGAACGUGAAUUUGAUUUUGCAAGAGAGUGUCAACCAUGUCAGUGAGGCGCUUUACGCAUUCGAUCUGGCGCUGGAAGAAAGGAAUCUUCUCGGACCCGGCACGGCGUGGCCUGCUUUUAUAGCAGGCGCGGAAGCAAUGACAAAGCAGCGACGGGACAGAUUCACCGCGUGGCUGGACAGAGCCUUCUCAAAAUCUGGAUGGGCAGUUGUUCGGGUAGACCCUGAAAAGCAGGCGGCGGGCUCCAUCACCGGCAACCCAGAGGUUAAAACCACCGUCACAACAAAUCGCAGUAGCAGCUUUGGAAGAGGCAAGUGA
This is a messenger RNA of Aspergillus alliaceus, 1254 nucleotides long. RefSeq names its product transcription factor domain-containing protein. The record is from RefSeq and is a predicted model, not a curated record. The transcript is spliced from 4 exons. Lineage: Eukaryota; Fungi; Ascomycota; Eurotiomycetes; Eurotiales; Aspergillaceae. Bases 1 to 1254 code for a protein of 417 amino acids.